CCAACAAACACGCAUUUUCACUCCUAUUUUAAUGGGGAAACAGGUUUCCCUCUUUUCUGCUGAAAGCAAACCAAAAACCAGAGAAAGGGAGCAGAGAAUAAUAAUAUGCCCAUGUCUUCGGCGGUGGGAUUAUCUGCGUCCGCAUCUCAGGACAACCAUGAAGACGGAAACACCGAAUUACCCUUGGAUUUGCUUCGCUUGGAUCCGGCGGUCGCCAAUUUGUCACUCCCGAAUGAAACUCUACUCAGAGCAGCCAUCUCUCUUAAAGAACAGGUGGUGGAGGCGACGUGGAAAGGGGUCGGAGGCGGUGGCGGUGGUGGUGAAGUGGGAAAUGGGGUGGGUAAGGGAGUGGAUCCAACUGCCUACACGGGUCUGCUGGGAACAGCGUUCACCUGUUUGAGGUCGUAUGAGGUUACCGGAAACCAGCAGGACCUGCUACUGUGUGCCGAGGUGGUUGAGACGUGUGCCUCCGUUGCUCGUGCCUCCAGUAGGCACGUGACAUUUUUAUGCGGUGGAGCAGGAGCCUACGCACUUGGUGCUGUGGUGGCCAAAUGCAUGGGGGACCAUCAUAGACGUGACUUCUUUUUGAACCUUUUCUUCGAGGUUGCACAAGAGAGAGCGCUUCCUGUUGGACCAGAAGAGGGUGGUUUUGGAAUGUCAUACGAUCUUCUUUAUGGAAGGGCUGGGUUUCUGUGGGCUGCUUUGUUUGUAAAUAAACAUCUUGGGGAGGAGGCAGUGCCUAAAGAACUUCUUGCACCCAUUAUUGAUGCUUUGUUGGCUGGAGGCAGGGCAGGUGCCUCUGAUAACCCAGCCUGCCCACUUAUGUACCGGUGGCAUGGAACAAGGUACUGGGGUGCAGCCAAUGGUCUUGCCGGGAUCUUACAUGUGCUGCUUCACUUCCCUCUAUCUGAACAAGACUCCGAGAAUGUGAAGGGGACUCUAAGGUAUAUGAUGAGCAACAGGUUUCUCCGUAGUGGCAAUUACCCAUCAAGCGAAGGAAAUCCUAGAGACAAGUUUGUACAAUGGUCUCAUGGUGCAACUAGUAUGGCUAUUACCUUGUCCAAGGCAUCACAAGUGUAUCCAAACGACAGAGAAUUUCGCGAUGCUGCCAUAGAAGCUGGGGAAGUUGUGUGGAAGAAUGGGUUGGUGAAGAAAGUGGGAUUGGCGGAUGGUGUAGCCGGCAAUGCCUAUUCCUUCCUUUCACUUUUCCGGCUGACAGGGGAGAGCAUAUACCAAGAGAGGGCAAAGGCAUUUGCAAACUUCUUGUAUCAUAAUGCAAAGAAGCUUGUGAACUUAGGGCAUGCGCGCGGAACUGACAAUGCUUACUCCCUUUUCCUCGGACUUGCAGGAACAGCAUGCCUGUGGUUCGAUUUGCUAGCACCCGAGAACUCUAGGUUCCCUGGAUACGAACUUUGAGUGAGGAUUAAUAAAGUUAAAAUCCUGUGUUAAUGGAUGUGAGCCUAAGCCCUAACAGAGCCUUGUAUGUGUCAGUUUUCCACUUCAAUCACAGUAAUAAUAUAUGCACGAAAAUAUCAUAAAUUCAAUGUUCGGAGCAUGAUUGCUGGAGAUUAGUGUGUUUUC
This is a messenger RNA of Rubroshorea leprosula, 1581 nucleotides long. NCBI's taxonomy places the organism in Eukaryota, Viridiplantae, Streptophyta, Magnoliopsida, Malvales, Dipterocarpaceae. The record is from the annotation of a GenBank genome assembly.